Messenger RNA from Oncorhynchus gorbuscha (pink salmon), 2413 nucleotides. RefSeq names its product diacylglycerol O-acyltransferase 2-like. Gene Ontology annotation, molecular function: diacylglycerol O-acyltransferase activity. Bases 123 to 1103 code for a protein of 326 amino acids. The transcript has a single exon. Gene Ontology annotation, cellular component: endoplasmic reticulum membrane. Gene Ontology annotation, biological process: triglyceride biosynthetic process. NCBI's taxonomy places the organism in Eukaryota, Metazoa, Chordata, Actinopteri, Salmoniformes, Salmonidae. The record is from RefSeq and is a predicted model, not a curated record.
CCUCCCUGGAACUGUGAUCAAAGUACAUUCACACAGGGCACUGGUGCUCUCAGGAAAGUUGCACUUGUUCGCGCAGUCAUAUUGUGAACAACUUUGGGAAAAGGACAGAAAAGGUUGACGGGAUGAAGCAAGAAAAGACUCAGAUGAAGGAUUUCCUGGAGAAUAUCAGUGUUCUGCAAGCGGUGCUGACACUCCCCCUCUUAGGUCCAGCGUGUAUUGGGUUGAUGGUGUACCUUAUGUUUACGUCUCUGUGGCUGCUGCCUACUCUCUACUUCAUAUGGCAGUUAAAGGACCGGCACACACCUGAAAGAGGGGGUAGGAGAACUGCAUUUGUGAGAAACUGGAAAGUGUGGAAGCUCGUAAGGGACUACUUCCCAAUGAAGUUGGUGAAGACAGCGGAGUUGAACCCAAACAAGAACUACAUCUUAGGGUGUCAUCCACAUGGGGUCUUGAGUGUCGGAGCCUUUACUACUUUCACCACGGAGGCCUGUGGCUUUAUGGACCUCUUCCCUGGGGUGCGCUCCUGUCUCUGCAUCCUGAGUGGCCUCUUCAAGAUCCCCCUCUACAGGGAAUAUGUCAUGGCCACAGGUUGUUGUCCAGUCAGCAAGCCCAGUCUCAAGCACCUUUUGUCUAAAAGUGGGAAAGGCAAUGCGCUGGUGAUUAUUAUAGGGGGCGCUGCUGAGUCUCUGCUGAGUGUGCCUGGGGUCAACGCUGUGGUUAUGAAGCAGAGGAAAGGCUUCGUCAAGGUGGCCCUGGAGUUUGGGGCUGACCUGGUGCCCGUCUACUCGUAUGGGGAAAACGAUAUGUUCCGCCAGGUGAUCUUCUCAGAAGGCAGUGUGGGCUGGAGGUUACAGCAACUCUGUAAGAAGAUCAUGGGCUUUGCCCCUUGUCUGUUCAUGGGUGAACGCUGGUUCUGGAUGCCUUACCACUGCCCAGUCACCAUUGUCGUGGGUAGUCCUAUCCCAGUGCCAAAGAGGCCUUUUCCCACUCAGGAGGAGGUGGACCACUAUCAUGGCCUAUACAUGGAGUCCCUGGUCAAGCUCUUCAAUGAGCACAAAGUCAGCUGUGGACUCUCAGACAGCCACGAGCUGCUGAUCACAUAAGCCACUCAUUUUGACAACGUGAAUGAGGUGAUUUGUCAUGGUGUCCUUGUCUGUACUGUAGCCCACCGAUCUCCACAGUGAGUAUGUUUACACGCACGGUAAUAAUUCUAUAUUAACUGAUCAUAUCGAUGAUAUACUGAUUACGACAGUACUGCGAGUUUGGCAGUAGUCAUGAUUAUCUUAAUCGCCGUAAAGUCAUAAACGAAGCAUAAACGGACUAAAAUACCUAUAUUUUUUGCAAUCUUUUGAAUGAUUUGGAUACCUUAUUCAGAGAUCCUGUGGUGUAGUUGAUCUGCACAUGUGGUAUCAUCAUGAAUCUAAGAAAUAGGUUUCACAUACAAACUCUAUAUUUCUGAAGUCAGAAUCAAAUAGGCUUCCCAAAAAAUGAUAUGAUUGCUGUGAUCGGACCUUCAUUUUUAUUGGUCAUUUUCUACAUUUCUUUAAGUCCCAUCAAGCACCCUUAUUAUCAGCUGUCCAUGUAAACAGGAUGUUUAGGGAAUGAUUUCUUCUUGCAAAUCAUAACAAUGUUUUAAUCAAAUUAUUAUAUUAAAAUCAGAGUAUUUACAACGAUCCUAUUACUGAAUGCAUGUUAACAUACUCAGCGAGACUACUUGAAUGAAAGCAUUCCAACUCAGUAUCUGUCCCAAUCAUUGAUCCCUGGAUCCACCAAGCUGCCUGUCUAAUUGACGCAUCGCUUUGACUGCAUUUACUGUAAGAAUGAAUUCAAGGGGAAAUUGUAUGUGGUUUAUAUGUAGCAAUACUUUAACCAUGAAUCUGAAUACCUUUAAGAUCCACUCAAUUUCAUAACAAACAGUAAUUUAUUGUGUGACUUAGGAUUUAUGAAGAAAUACUGUGCUUACAUGUUGAGUAUAAUCAAUGAGACUUUGUAGCCACCAGCAGCACCUGAGCAAUGUUAAUCAGGGAUCAUAACAUUCUUUCAAGUAUAACAGUUGACUUUGAAUAACUUGUGCAGUAGAGCUGCCGAAUACUGACUAUUUGCAAUACAGUAAUAUAUAGAAAUGAUGUAUUUCUGCUGAUAUGUAUUUUAAUACAUUUGGCUUGUGGUGAGGGUUCACUUUGACCACAGGAUUUUGCCACAAUGUAUGAAUUUAUUUAAUCCUUCCUGUGAACUGCGAAGUGGAUACAGAUAGCGGUAGUGAGAGGUUUUGGACAUGAACAGAGUAGGAGUGUCUUUCAGUGCUAUGAUUCACAAGCUGUAGAGAUCUAUCAUAACAUUUCAAUAUGUCUCUCUCAUCACAUACACAUAUUAGGCAUACUCUUCUCUACAGGACAAAGUAGUUGUUACCCAA